UAUUUUUUAAAAUCGAUCCCAGAAAAUCUAAGCUCCUGCGACCCUAUGGUGCACGCCUAACGAUUCCACGAUUUGAUUGUUGCACGACGCCAAACUUCGGAAACUUGUCGAUGCAAGUGAUAAGCCCUGUUGUGAUCGACGGUGAGGAACGGGAGACGGGAGUCUUUCGUUACCCGCAAACAUUUAUGUUACACGAUUUUUGCAACGCCAAUAUUUCUAUCGUUGCCAACCGCUAACAAUUUGAAUAUCGCAGAGUUACGUAAGGUAAUUGACUCUGCCGACGAAUGUAUUCGAGGCCUACUCGCGGUGAACUGUGACAGCCGCGAUGUGUGGCUAAUUUAUAUUUUGCUAUCCAAACUAGGACCGGAAAUCAAACAAGCUUGGGCAAACUGCAGUGUACCAUACAUUAUAUAUUCGCUUUUCUUUUUGCGCAUUGUGAUACUUUGGAGUCUUGUCAAAGACAGCACAAUAUAUACGCAUGUACUGCAUUCAAAGCCCUGGAUGUUGUAAAUCGCCGUACCUUUGCCAGGGAUACUAAGCUUUGUUUUAAUUGCCUAAGUCGAUCUCAUCAAGUCAAGAAUUGUAAUUCUUCGAACACUUGCCGUCAGUGCAAGGCUAAGCAUCACAAGCUUGUCCACCUGGAAGAGUCUAGAUCGAUUCCGUUGGCCUCCGCCUAUAUGUCUGCGGCUGAGGUUAAUAUAUUUCCUUCGAUUGAUCCUGAUGCUGGUAUGAAUACUGCUGCUGUCAGCCAUCAUACUGUGGAGAGGGCCAACAAUCAAGCCCUACUGCCAACUAUUCUCGCUAAUGUAAUUGACAUAUGUGACAACAAUACCUGAUAUAGGGUAUUGCUAGAUACUGGAUCAACAAUAACCGUGGUAGCUGAGUUUUUUAUGCAACGGAUUGGAAUUCCACGCACGCAUGCUCGCAUCUCAGUUGUUGGAUUAGGUGCUAACCCGGCUGGAGUUAGCCGAGGUCGCGCUAGCUUCACUUUGCUUUCAAGGACUACGAUUGCCGCAUUGGAGGUCUCUGGCCUAAUUAUGAGAUCUCUGACUUCUUUGAUUCCCGCUUAGCAUGACAAAUACACCGCUUUUGUCUGGACCAAAAUUCGCAACUUACCGUUAGCUGACCCGACGUUUGGAUCACCGGGAAAAAUCGACGUUAUAGUAGGCGCUGAUCAACUGUGGAACAUCUAUAAUGGACAUCGCCGAGAGUUUGGUAUUGAAUACCCCAUAGCACUACAUACUAAUUUUGGUUGGGUCAUUACAGGCAGUUAUAAUGAUUGUGGCGAACCAUUUACGAAAGCACAAGUUCACCACGCUUACGAAGAUUUGGAUUCCCUAGUUCGCUCUUUCAUGGACAUGGUACAGGUGCAUCCCCAGCCGAACCGUAAGGGAAUUCGACAGCAACCUUCGGCCUUGGCGAGGGCUCUGCAUGCCACUGCCAGAUUGGCGGCCAGUGUGAAUGCCUAUACGGCGGCGGCUACAGCCACAGCGGCAACCGGCGACUACGGCGAUUAUAUGCGCCUAAAUCCGAACCUCAGUCAAAUCCACCAACAGCCCCACAAGUCCCACCAGACCACCCAGCUGCCCGCUCACCAACUGGGGAAUCUCAGAGCGUGCAAUUUUCGUGGGUCGUCGCGGUACCUCCAUCACAGCCAGUUCAAUUCGAAUUCGCCGCAAACGAGACGCUUCAGUGCGCAGCGAGACGGCUCGCCAGCAUUCGCGGCUUCAGCGAUAGCAGCUUCAGCGGCAGCAGCUUCAGCAGUAGCACCAAUAGCAUCACUCGCACCACUAUCCUCCAUAGCAUCGUCCUCAUUGGUGGCACCGCCGCCCUUUCAGUUGCCUACCUACCAACAGAAUCAAUCCUACCGUUUUCAGCCGCGCGGACAUUACCGCACCGCCAGCAGCAGCAUGUCGCAGUCCGGCGAGGAUCUCUACUCGCCCACGUACCUAUCCUGGAGGAAACUUCAGCUGAGUCGGGCCAAGCUCAAGGCUUCCAAUAAGAUAUCAGCCCUGCUCUCGGGAUUUGCCAUGGUGGCAAUGGUGGAAGUGCAACUGGAUCCCGACACAAGUGUACCACCGGGGUUGCUGAUAGCCUUCGCCAUUUGCACCACCCUCCUGGUGGCGGUGCACAUGCUGGCCCUGAUGAUCAGCACCUGUAUCCUGCCAAACAUCGAGACGGUGUGUAAUCUGCACAGUAUUUCCCUGGUCCAUGAUUCUUCGCACGAGCGUCUGCAUUGGUAUAUUGAAACAGCGUGGACCUUCUCCACGCUACUGGGACUUAUAGUCUUCCUGCUAGAGAUAGCCAUCUUGUGUUGGGACGAGUCGUACAACAUCAUCUUGGGCAGGAUCAGAGGGUCCGUGUGGUCACCGUUAAAACUGCCAGAGGUCAAAGCGCCCCAUUACGAAUUUGUGCUUCCUUUGAACUGAACCGUCGUUCAGGGGGGCUGGUAUGUUGAAGAAUAGAUUGGUCAUUUAUCAUUAUUGUAUUAUUGUCAAAUCGCACCUAGUUAAAUGCUCAUCAUAGUAUUGCAGUAUCACGCGUUUUUCUGCAUUAUUUUUUCUGCAGGUUUUUUCGGCAGUUAUUGUAUAGUUUUUGACUCGCUCGCAACCGCUUGCAACCUGCCUCACUUAAUAUAUACAUAGUUUUUUUACUCGCUCGCAACCGCUUGCAUCCUGCAUCGCUUAAUAUAUUGUUUUCUACUCGCUCGCAACCUGUCCCGCUUAACAUUUUGUAAGCCCGCUUAUAAUUAAGAAAUAAACUCGAAUCCUAGGGAAAAGAAAUACAGUUCACUUAAUUCGCCAACAGUAGCAUAGUCCUAAAAUGUCCUUGAGAUAAUCUUCUCUCUUGGGACAUCUGUCGCUAGACCAAAUGCCUUUUUUUUAUCGGGGUAUCUUAGCAUGAUGUCGUCAGAUGCACAUAUGUUUCGAACCUUCUGAAACAUUUGUUUUUGGGUUUCAGAUAACUGUACCGGAAUGUUUAGUGAUAUAUGUCUACUAACUGUCGACAAACUGUUAAGAACUUUGACUUUUCUACCGACACUCUCAUGUUUACAUUUAAAACCCAAUCUACGUGUUUAAGUGAAAGUUUUCGAGCUCCGAGAAUAUAAUUCCGGCGUCAACGUAAACAAAGCUGAAUUUACCGAUCUGCUCUCGUAUGAUGUCAUCGAUGGUCCUCUGAGAAAUGCUGACUGCGAUUUUGAGCCCAAACGGAAGUCUUUUAAACUCAUAUUUACCAUUUCCUGAGAACGACGCUUUUUCUUUCUCGUUCUGUGAGCCUCAUUUGGAGAUAGCCAGACUUGAGGUUCAGCGUUGAGAAAUAUUUCGAGGAGCGCAGCCGUCUGACGUACACCUCGGAAUAUGGGGAUAGACCCAAGUUGAUUUAUAAAGAUACGAGGAAAAGUUAGUUUUGUGCUAAAUAGAUUAGUAACGAAAUUUUUAAAAUGUUAAGAAAAUAGUUAGGGGUAAUGUUUUAAAGAUUAUUGUAGUUCGAACAUAGUAACCCCUUCGGGUACUAUGUUCGUUGGGCAAAGUUCAAUGCUCUAAAGAUAGAGGAAUAUAAUUUCUAGAAAUCCUAAGUGGUACGUGGAUAUUCAGGCAACCUAAAAGGGCCAGAUUAUUAACUUUAUCCUUCAGAAGUCUAUUGACAAAGACGACACCAAGCAUCGUCCUAUGAUUAGUAAGGGAUGGCAAAUUAAUUAGUAAGAGUAUACCCUUAUAAGAGGGAAGGUGUAGGUUUGUAUCCCAGUUGAGGCCACGAAGAGCAAAUAUUAAAAAGUUCUUUUGGAUAUGUAACCAAUCACGAAUAGUGUAGAUUUCAGGCGAGAUGGAAAUGUAUGAAACUGAGCGCACGCGAGCGAUGAUCUGGCUGCUGCUUGUCGGCAAUGAGGGGAUGGUGAUCUUGAUGUAGAUUUCAGAUAUGCCUAUUUUUACUAAUACUUAAAUUCGCGUGAAAGGCACGCCAACUUAAACCGGAAGUAGAGAACUCAUACUACAGUAGGGGAGAGGAAAAUCGGUUUCUUUUAGUCCAAGUGUGGUUUCAGUAUACCUCCGAUGACUGAGCAGGUCUUUGGCCCGCCCUAACUAUGGCCAUCAUAUUCUUUUGUUUUUCCAUUUGUUAAUGAUCCCUUUUUAGGCCUACAUACCCCUCUCUACAUAAGUUUCAUGCUAACUGUGGCAAAAAAAUAGGAGGUCAGAACAUUAUAAAAAUAUU
Messenger RNA from Drosophila eugracilis, 4212 nucleotides. RefSeq lists its product as uncharacterized. NCBI's taxonomy places the organism in Eukaryota, Metazoa, Arthropoda, Insecta, Diptera, Drosophilidae. Gene Ontology annotation, cellular component: membrane. The record is from RefSeq and is a predicted model, not a curated record. Gene Ontology annotation, biological process: store-operated calcium entry. Gene Ontology annotation, molecular function: store-operated calcium channel activity.